AUGAGUAGUAUAGAAGAACAAAUUAAAAAUAUAGAAAAUAAGAUAAAUGUUCAAGAAAAGAAAAUAAAGAAUUUAGGAGAAGAAAUAGGAGAACUAAAAAAUGAAUCUAGUACAAUUUAUGAAAAACUGAUAAGACAGAAAGAUGUUUUAUUAAAAAAAAAAGAAACAAAUAUACUAAUGGAAUUUAAAAUAAAUAAUUUAAAAUACGAAAGUAUCAAAGUAACUAAAAGUAUAGAAGAUACUUAUUUUAAAAUAGAUUCUUAUUUUAAAGAAUUGAAAAGAAAAAAAUUUGAGAUAAAAGAAAAUAUAAAAAGAAUGGAAGAGAUAAAUAAUAUAAUUAAAAAAAAUAUAUUUAAUGAUAUAAAUAUUGAUAGAACAUUUUUAAUUUUAGAAGAUUUUCUCUUAAAAAAAAAAGAACAUAAUAAUUAUUUGGAAUCAUUUCUUAAAAAAAAAAAAGAAAAAAUUGAAAGAGUAAUAAACGAAAUUAAAAAAAUUAAUAAUAACAUUUUUUUUUUAUGUCAAAAUAUUACAGUUUUAGAUAAUAAAUUAAUUACUAAUUUAUACAGCAUAAAAAAUUACAUAAAUGAAGAAAUAAAUAACUAUCUAAUAAAAAAUGAAAAAAUUAAUGAAAAUUCUAUUUUUGUUACAUGUUUAAGUAUAAUAACUAAAAUAAUAGAAAAACAAAAAUUAAAAAAUGAAAUAGUUCACAUAAAUUUCAAUGUUAACAAUAGCAUACAGACAACUAAGAAUAACAACUCACAAAAAAAAAAUAGAGAAGCAAAAUUAGAACUAGAAUUAAAUACACAAGAAUUUCUUGAAUUUGAAAAUUUUUUUUCAUGA
Messenger RNA from Plasmodium gallinaceum, 840 nucleotides. RefSeq names its product conserved Plasmodium protein, unknown function. The record is from RefSeq and is a predicted model, not a curated record. Bases 1 to 840 code for a protein of 279 amino acids. The transcript has a single exon. NCBI's taxonomy places the organism in Eukaryota, Apicomplexa, Aconoidasida, Haemosporida, Plasmodiidae.